This is a messenger RNA of Penaeus chinensis, 1752 nucleotides long. RefSeq names its product glycine-rich cell wall structural protein-like. The record is from RefSeq and is a predicted model, not a curated record. The transcript is spliced from 9 exons. The coding region runs from base 1 to 1752 and encodes 583 amino acids. NCBI's taxonomy places the organism in Eukaryota, Metazoa, Arthropoda, Malacostraca, Decapoda, Penaeidae.
AUGGCUGGUGCUGACGAAGACUGUGUCACUGCUUAUUCACCUCGACUUUUAUAUGUCUUGAAAUCUUAUUUGCUAGGUCAUAUUGCAUGCAGCUGCUGCGGUUUUGAAGGUGGAGGAUCAUCAGCGGGAUAUUCUGGAGGCUCAAGGGGUGGAUUCGGAGGAUCAGGUGGAUUUGGCUCUAGAGGCUUCGGUUCGCGUGGAGGCUCAUCAGGUGGAUUUGGCUCAGGCGGUGGAUCCUCAGGAGGGUACUCUGGUAGUUCUAGAGGUGGAUUCGGGGGAUCAGGUGGAUCUCGAGGUGGAUUUGGAAGUUCAGGAGGCUUCGGCUCCGGUGGAUUUGGCUCGGGUGGAGGAUCCUCUGGUGGAUAUUCAGGUGGAUCAGGCGGAGGCUUUGGAGGGUCAGGCGGCUUCGGUGGAUCCGGUGGAUUUGGAUCGAGUGGAGGAUCCUCUGGUGGAUAUUCGGGUGGAUCAGGCGGAGGCUUUGGAGGGUCAGGCGGCUUCGGUGGAUCGGGUGGAUUUGGAUCAGGUGGAGGAUCCUCUGGUGGAUAUUCGGGUGGAUCAGGCGGAGGCUUCGGAGGGUCAGGCGGCUUCGGUGGAUCCGGUGGAUUUGGAUCGGGUGGAGGAUCCUCUGGUGGAUAUUCGGGUGGAUCAGGCGGAGGCUUCGGAGGGUCAGGCGGCUUCGGUGGAUCCGGUGGCUUCGGCGGCGGUGGAGGAGGAUCCGGUGGCGGCGGAUCGCUGGGUGGGUACCUCCCUCCGGCAGGGAACUUAUGCAGUGAGAGUGAUCGACUCAAGGAAACUAUGAGUUACAGUUCCUGGGACGAAGGCGGAGGCGGAGGCAUCGGAGGCGGUGGGUGCUCCGGCGGCGACUGCGGAGGCUCAGGAGGCUAUGACGGAGGAUCGGUCGGAGGAGGUGGAUGCGCCGGAGGGGGGUGUGGAGGAUCGUCUGGUGGAUACUCUGGUGGAGCAGGAGGAGGCAUAGGUGGUGGAUUCGGAGGCGGCGGUUCUUCUGGUGGAAUUGGAGGUGGAUUCGGUGGAGGAGGAUCCUCGGGUGGAUAUUCUGGUGGAUCAUCUGGUGGAAUUGGAGGUGGAUUCGGCGGUAGCGGUUCUUCUGGUGGAAUUGGAGGUGGAUUCGGUGGAGGAGGAUCCUCGGGUGGAUAUUCUGGUGGAUCAUCUGGUGGAAUUGGAGGUGGAUUUGGAGGCGGCGGUUCUUCUGGUGGAAUUGGAGGUGGAUUCGGUGGAGGAGGAUCCUCGGGUGGAUAUUCCGGUGGAUCAUCUGGUGGAAUUGGAGGUGGAUUCGGAGGCGGCGGUUCUUCUGGUGGAAUUGGAGGUGGAUUCGGUGGAGGAGGAUCCUCGGGUGGAUAUUCUGGUGGAUCAUCUGGUGGAAUUGGAGGUGGAUUCGGAGGAGGUGGAGGCUCCUCCGGUGGAAUCGGCGGUGGGCUUGGGGGAGGGGCCGGCGGCUCCCUUGGCGGGUACCUUCCACCUUCAAGGAGGAGGCACAAGGAACAGCUCUUGGCAAACCUCUUAAUGGAAUUCUUAGACUCUGAGCUUCUCCCUUCCAUCUCACUUCGCCCUGUCGGUUUGGAUGAGUACCUGGAUGGAGAGAUCGACGUCCUGCGUCGCGUUAUCUGGAUGGAGAGCUCGACGUCUUGCGUCGCGUUAUCCAGGGCUGAUCUUUCGCCAGGUGAGCACUCUCUGUCGGAACAUGAUCCACACCAGUGCACCCUCUACCUAUGCUGUUCCUUGUGCCUCCUUUGA